UCUUUACCUAUGCAUAUGUCCUCUCUUCUCCGUAUAUUUUCUUUACAUAUUACUCAAUAUUAAUUUAUCAUUCCUCUCAAUCUGAUCCCCCCUCGUCUCGCUUCACGGCACGAAAACUUGUACCACCACACACUCCCGCCCCAGCUUGGUCAAGUUUAGCAGGCGGGUUCAUGUAGUGGCACUGCCGCCCAGGGACGAUCCCUCACACUUCUCCAAUCACGGAUCAGACUUUGUCUUUGCCAUAUCUUCCCCAGAUGACGCUAUCUUUGUUUCUCACAUUGUUACAGGCCAACUCUCACCUCGAAAUUCCAUAUCUACUGCCCCUCCCUCAACACACCCAUGUUUCCUUCUUCAUCUCGGCCACGGCCAGACAGACAUCAGUAUAUCCCCAUGACAUCUAUGGAACCCAUGGACGAGAGUGUGCUGCCGGGCAAGGCUGGGGAAGUUGACCAGGUGGGGAGAACGUUCACCACGGACGACGCCUUUGAUGCCAACGCCGAUCAAUACCUUGCCCCUGGUAGUACGGAUGCAGCGAUACCAAAAGGAACCAUUGAUCCUGUAUACGAAGCAAAAGCUCGUGUCUUGAAUCAUGCUAUCCAGGAGAUUGGGAUGGGCUGGUACCAGUGGCAGCUCUUCAUCGUGGUGGGGUUCGGAUGGGCAAAUGAUAAUCUAUGGCCUAUUGUCACUUCUCUCAUUUUCACGCCCAUCACCAACGAGUUUCAUCCGUCACGGCCGCCACUACUAUCACUUGCUCAGAAUAUUGGCCUUCUCGCUGGAGCAAUGUUCUGGGGGUUUGGAUGCGACGUAUUUGGUAGACGACACGCCUUCAACUUGACCCUGGGCGUCACCGCUGUCUUUGGCCUCAUCGCAGCCGCAUCUCCCAAUUUCGCAACGAUCGGCACCUUUGCUGCAUUGUGGAGUUUUGGCGUUGGUGGAAAUCUACCAGUCGACUCUGCCGUUUUUCUCGAAUUCCUGCCAGGCUCACAUCAAUAUCUCCUCACGGUGCUUUCUAUCGAUUGGGCAAUUGCUCAAGUCAUUGCCACGCUCAUCGCUUGGCCCCUUCUGGGCAAUCUUACAUGCCAAGAAACUGCUACUACGUGUACUAGAGCCGAAAACAUGGGAUGGAGAUAUUUUGUCAUUGCCAUGGGAGGAAUUUCUCUGAUCGAGUUCUUCGUUCGAGUUGUGUUCUUCACAAUUUUCGAGUCUCCGAAGUACCUCAUGGGAAAAGGUUUGGACGAAGAGGCGGUCAAAGUCGUGCACGAAGUGGCAAGACGAAAUGGCAAGACAUCAAGUCUCACUCUUGCAGACCUUCAGGCGUGUGAGACCGGUGGCUCAACCCAACAAACAUCAGCUAAGGCUGCACUCAAACGAAAACUCUCUGCUCUGAACUUUUCCCACGUUCGAGCUCUCUUCGCCUCCAGGAAACUGGCUUUCUCCACCUCGCUCAUAAUGCUUGUUUGGGCGUUCAUCGGUCUCGGCUAUCCACUCUACAACGCUUUCCUUCCCUACCUCCAAGCCAUUCGGGGUGCCAAGUUCGGCGAUGGCUCGACUUAUCUCACCUACAGAAAUUCUCUCAUCAUCGCUACUCUCGGCAUUCCUGGUGCCUUGCUGGGCGGUGUUCUGGUAGAGAUCCCGAGAUUCGGUCGAAAAGGGACGCUCGCAGUGUCGACUGUCUUGACCGGAGUGUUUCUAUAUUGUUCAACAACGGCUCUGACAUCCGAGGCACUGCUCGGGUGGAAUUGCGCCUUUAACUUCUGCAGCAAUGUGAUGUAUGCUGUUCUAUAUGCUUACACGCCUGAAAUUUUCCCGACGAAAGAUAGAGGGACGGGAAAUGCUUUGACAGCAACAUCAAAUCGAAUAUUUGGGAUCAUGGCCCCAAUUAUUGCCAUGUUUGCGAACUUAGAAACAUCUGCACCUGUCUAUACCAGCGGAGCAUUAUUCAUAGCCGCUGGAUGUCUUGUAGCAUUGCUGCCAUUUGAGCCGCAAGGGAAAGCAAGCUUGUGAAUAUGAAGAGAUGAUUUGAAAACAAUAUCCAUUCUUGUUCGAUGCCUUGUUAUUCAAAUGCAUACAAAAAAUUCUCUCGUGAUAGCUCAUUCUACCGCUGGCCAUUGUCGCUUCCAGCAGUUGCCAGCUUGUACUCUUUUAGAGCGUUGUAGUCCCUUGCAAGGUUGACUCGUAGAA
This is a messenger RNA of Mollisia scopiformis, 2181 nucleotides long. Its product is annotated as MFS general substrate transporter. Bases 391 to 2004 code for a protein of 537 amino acids. The transcript is spliced from 7 exons. Gene Ontology annotation, biological process: transmembrane transport. The record is from RefSeq and is a predicted model, not a curated record. NCBI's taxonomy places the organism in Eukaryota, Fungi, Ascomycota, Leotiomycetes, Helotiales, Mollisiaceae. Gene Ontology annotation, molecular function: transmembrane transporter activity. Gene Ontology annotation, cellular component: membrane.